UUGACGAAUUUAAGCUAUUUUAGAAUGAAACUCGUUGUAGUUGCUUUGGUACUAACGCUAGGGUACGCCUCAGUGCCCCCAAACUUCAAACGAUGCCUUAGAAAAGACCCUGAUUUUAACAAGUGCUAUCUAGAAGCCGCCCAAUAUGGGGCCUCUCUAUUGACAAAACGGUACGACCAGUUGGACAUUCCAAAUCUCGACCCAUUUAAAGUCACCUCUUUGGUUUUACGUACUGGGCAAGGACCCGUUAAUCUAGAACACAACUACACCGACUGCAGUGUCUAUGGCCUAACCACCAUAAAAUUCGACAUUUUCGAGUUGGACUUGGAAAAAAAUACUUUAAUGGCAGAUGGUACUAUCGACCAAAUGGUCUUCAAAUGCAGCUACCACAUGACCGGACGGAUUCUUCUUUUGGCAGUUCGAGGUGAUGGCAACAGCACGAUUACCUUCAAAAGAUUUCGGGCGAAGUAUAAAGCCGCCUUUGACAAGUAUUUGAAGAACGAGCAGACUUAUUAUAGGACGGUUAACACCCAGAUGGAGUCGGACGUGGAACAUGUGCACUUCGACUACGAUAAUCUUUUUAACGGGAAUAGGGAGUUGGGCGAUAAUCUUAAUUUCGUGCUUAAUGACAACUGGAGGACGGUUUUUGCCGAUGCUAAGGCGGAUUAUGACGAGAUUGUGAGGCAGAUUAUGACCGAUGUGAUGGAGAAGAUUUGGGGUUCGACUUCGUUGCAGGAGUUUUUUGAUUAGUGGUUGAUAAAAUAAUCGGUGUGUUUGCAUUCUUUGAUUUGUUUUUUUUUUAAAUAUAGAAGAUUUAAUAUUCCUUAAAAAA
This is a messenger RNA of Zophobas morio, 832 nucleotides long. RefSeq names its product protein takeout-like. Bases 25 to 750 code for a protein of 241 amino acids. The record is from RefSeq and is a predicted model, not a curated record. The transcript has 4 exons. NCBI's taxonomy places the organism in Eukaryota, Metazoa, Arthropoda, Insecta, Coleoptera, Tenebrionidae.